CAAUACUUCCUUAUGACCCCAACUGCUAUCGACUGUAUUGUUUAUAAAACUCGUAAAAAUAACAUUUGAUGCAUCUAUCAUCUAUGUCUAUUUACUUUAUUUUGUAAUUACUCUUAUCUUGUGCAUUCUGAGUAAAAUUUGUUACAAGUCAUGAGCAAUUCAAAGCGCGUGUUGCUGCUUGAUGGUGGAACAGGAAUGUCGUUGGUUGAGAUGGGUCACAAGUUUAUUGACGUAAGUAAAAAUUACAACAACAACAAAAAAAACAAAAUAAAUUGAUAGUGAUAGGCUCAGAUAGGCUAAUUCUUAAAUUUAUUAAUUAGGCUCCUGAGCCUAUAGGCUCUUCAGUCUUCUAUACUAUGUAGUAUUCAGAAUUGUAAUGGGAGUCGCUAAGUCGAUUGUUUUGUCAUUUGAUGAGAGUAAAUACGAGUAAGACUUCCGGGAGGCUGUAUGCAACACACUAGUGCUUGACAACAGUAGUCUGUUACACACUACAACUAGUAAUUCAAGAUGCCUAGGCAAUGUUUGGCUUUUGGCUGUUCAAACAGUGAAGUUAAGGACAGCGGUAUCAGUCUGCAUAAGUUUCCGCUUAAGGAUAAAGAAGAUUUAAGACAAUGGCUUGACAAAGUGGAUCUUCGUUAAUUAUUCACAUGAAAUCUUGUCCCAACAAGUUAUUAAAAUAGGCCUUCGCUGCACAAAUAUCGAAUAAACACGCAAAUGACGUUACGGGUAUGCCGACAUUUCGUCCAAUGAAAAUUAACAAUAAAAUAAACAAAGGGAAAUGACUCCUUCACAAAUAUUAAAUAAACACGCAAAUGACAUCAUUGGCACGGAGCUCAACAACAGCCUGCCGAUGAUAGUUCCCAUCGAAUAUCGCUCGCAAAUUUUUCUUGAAAUAACUUUCCUCCUUUAAUCAUAAUUGACGUAUAUUUAUUGUCACAUAUAUGUAUUUCAUUUAAAAAACAUGUGUAUCCCAGAAUAUUUUGAAAGGUAACAUUUUUAAGUAACAUGACAUUGGGUAAGCACUGAUGAAGUAUCUUUUGUUGUGUGUAGCAGCCUAGUGAUUGCUUACUCUCAUCUCGUGACUAAACAAGGAAGUGACAAAGUGACUCCCAUUACAUUUAAAAUAUGAAAAUAAUUGGGUAAAUAGUCAUUGGAGAUGCCACUAUUUUCUCAGUGGCCGCCAUCUUGGUUGACACGUCCCGUGACUAAAAAAAAAUGGCGGCUCAAAAAGUAGUGCAAAACAUGUGCGAUUAAAAAGGAAGGCAAGGGAGGAAAAAUGUUUUAAUUUGUAAAAAAUGAAAGGAAAUAAAUAAAUUUAAUAGCAUUUUUUUGAAAAUCUAUCCCUUGCCUAACCCGAACCCUAAAUCGAUCCCUAUGCCUAUCCUGAACCCUAAAUCGAUCCCUAUGCCUAACCUGAACCCUAAAUCGAUCCCUAUGCCUAACCUGAACCCUAAAUCGAUCCCUGCGCCUAACCUGAACCCUAAUUCACUGCAAUUAUAAAAAAAACAAGCAAAUGACGUCACGGGGUGAAAACUAAGAAGCAGCCCAAUUUUCUGGGUCUUCUUCGCCUCAGGGGGUACUUUCACUUCAAUAAUAUAAGAACCACUGUUCUAGGGAAAUGUUUCAGACAUAGGUGCAGUAAAUUUUAAAUCCAUGAGAGGUGAAUUUUCUAAAGGUUUGCAAAGGACAGUAGUGUUAGAGAUUUGUGAUGUUACAUUUGAGAAAGGGGGGGGGGUCUAACUUUUAUAACGAAUUGUGACGAUGAUGGGGGGGGGGUAACAAAUUUUCAAUAUUUGCUUGACGUCAUUUAUGGAUGGCCCCUUACAUGCAUUCUUUAUAAAUUAACUCUAGGCAGAAAUAGUAGUUAACUAAUAAUAAAUUGUACAACGCUUAAUUUUCUUUUCAUUUGAUUUUUAUUUCUAAAGUGUCUUUGAACCGCCCCCAAAGAUACAUAGCUCUAUUUGUUUUGAAUUUUUCACUCUGUAUACCAGAUUUGUUUCACCUAUAAGUUGGUAUGCUAAAUGAAAUUUUCAAUGAAAUUUUCAGACUGUUCACAAAAACAAAACAAGAAAUUGAAUUUAUAUUAAUUUAUAUUAAAUUAUUUAUUGAGGUUUAACGAAAAUAAUAAAACUUUCUGGAAAAUUCCAAAAAUAUUUAAAAAUGAAUUAUGAUGGAUAUAGUAUAGGUACAGAGCUUAAAGUCUAUGCUUAAUUAUUUAGCUUAUAUAAAGAAGAAUGAACUUGGGGCCCCAGUUCCAAAGGAGUGGCUAUUGUGAGUUCAGUACCCUUCAGUAUUUGAAUAGGGAUAAUGCAGUGUAUGUGUGCUAAGUUCAGUCUGAAAUCAUAUUUAUAAAGCUCAUAUAAGAAAAAAAAAAGAAUAAUGGCCCCCUGCCCAAAAUGGAAUAUUGUAAUUUCACUAACCCCAUUUCCCCCCCUCCAGUAUUUCCUUUUUUAAAAUGCAUGUCUUCAUUUUUCAAAAUUUCAUUUAGCAUAGAAACUUCUAGGCGAAAAAAUCUGGCACAUAAGGUUAGAAUGGAGCUGUUCAAAGAUGCUUUAGAAACCAAAUUAAAAGAAAAAUAAGCACUGUAAAAUUUAGUAUUUAUUAACUAUUACUGCCUGUAGAUAAUUUAAUAUAGAAUACACGUAAGUCUAUAUGUGAAAAUACGAAAUUUGUUGAGAAAUAUGUGCAUCUGGACUACACUUUUAUCGUAUUCUGCCCAUUAGUAUUAUAUAGUAUAGACUCUAUAGUAGUAUCAGUGCUUUUUUGUAGCAAAAAAAGGGACAAUGUCUACUCUGAUUGAGUUCCCAUUUGUUUAUUCUUGGAUUGUUACUAAGAGUUAAAAUUUCUUUUUUUAAUUAUUAACAAUAAUACUCUGAUGGAAUGUUGUAAAAUUAAUAUUUCAUUUGGUGGUUAAUUAUAAUAAUUAAAACUAGAUUUAAAAUGAGGCCAAAUUUUAUAGCACAUGCAUGUAAGUUGAGGGAAGGGAGCAACCGCAGGGCAUUGACACUUCUUGCUGCAUAUCUAGAGGGAUACAACAAAGUUGCUACUUUAGCCACAAAAUGGUGGAACUUGGAUUAAAGUGUGUGAAACUGUAAGUUGGGUUUUCAUUAUUUUAAAGUGUUUUAGUUGAGGGAAGAGAGCAACCCCGGGUGGUUGACACAUCUUGCUGCCUAUCUAGAUAUUACAAAUUUGCUAUUUUUGCGACAAAAUUAAUGUAUUGGCUGAAAUUACGCCAGAAGAGGGAGUGACAAUUAAAUUUUACCUUAAUUUUUGUGCUAUUUCUUUUCUUUUGGUAUGUAGCUUAAACAGCACAUUAUCUCUCUUUCCUCUCCCCUUUUAGUAGAGGUGUGCGUGCUUUUUUUUUUUUUUACACAGCUGCCAUCUUGGUUGUCACAACACAUUCCGUCAUGGAAUGGCAGCCAUGGUAGAAUAGGGGGGAAACGUCAAGCGUACAAUUGCCCAAAAAGGUGCUGGUACUCACAUCUGGUUAAUAUUUUAAUGAUCAUCCAUUAUGAUGUCACGCAUCGGGCUGGGGUGGGGGGUGGGAUUUUAUUACGCAGUAUUGUGAUGGGUUUCACAUCGAGGGUGACUAAAUUAUAUGACAAAUUUGUCACAGUGGGGAGGAGGGAUCCAAAAUCUGCCCAAAUAGUUUGACUCAUUUAUGGAUGGCACCUUAAUUAAAGUAACAUAUAAAUUUUACCAUAGUUUAAAGGAUUAUCAUAGGUCAUUAAAAUUUGUAGUUCAGCUUUGUUUCUCAAGAUCAGAUUCUGAUAUAUCAAUAGACGUCCUACUUUUUGUGUGUUCUGUCAUUGUGUGUAUUAAUAUUCUGUCCUUUUUAUCAGCAGGACAGGUGGUUCAGAAAUAACUAGUCAUUUUUUACAUUUUGCAAACAUUUUUUAAAAUAAAUAUAUUAUUUAUCAUUCACAUGCGUAGCUAGGGAUAGUUCCGCCUGGGGAAAGCCAAGCUUUUUGCCACAUCCUUCUGCAAAGCAGCCUGCAUAUAGCAUUUUAAUUAUUUUUCCUUGACCUGCGACGCUGGACAGGAUGAUUCAAGAGCACAUGGACCGAACAUAAAAUGUUCAAAAGUUACUUUGAAAAAUCCAUUGAAAAAAGGUGCCUGUAUGCUGUUCAGGUGUGUUGUGCGACAAAAAAAAGCCAUGGAUAGUAUUACAAGUACUGGACUGUAGUGCUUUUAGUUUGAGUUUGAGAAAGUUUACUUUUAGAGUAGCACAUAGUCAUGUGUGAGUGGUCAAGUGGCAAAUGAGUAUUCAAAAGUUAUUAGUACUGCUUAAGGCCUACUAUAUUGUAGUAAAAUACAGUGUCAAUACUACAGCUCAAUACAGAUGAGAGUUUGAUAAGUUUGAGUAAGUAGCUUUUAAAUUUAGAGCCUUAAAAUGCAUAAUUUGGGAUUCACAAUAGUUUCUAGAUGAUGACCAUAGUGGGUGGGUUAUCAAUGAAUACACUAAACAAAUUGGGCUUGGUAAAUAUUUUUAUGAAUGAAAUUUGCCAAUAAAAGAAUUUAACUUGCAGAAAGUAAAUGCAUAUUUAACUAGCCCAUAUUUACACCCUCCCCCCUUCUUUCCCCCCGCCCCCCCUCCCCAUAAAUAAAUACAUAAAAUUAUUAAAAUACACACCAGUAACCUAGUAGUAGAUGCAAAAUUAAAAUCUCGUAAUCUGGACACCCUGCCCUUUUCUCUGACAGCUUUUAUUUUUGUGAUAUAUCAUAUAUGGACAAUCUGCAAAAAAAAAAGAAAGCUGAACAUGUACAUAAUUUUAUAAAUUUAAAAAAUUAAAAUUAGAAUCAAAAUGGAUCAAAUUGCAAAUAACAACUUCAAAAAAAUAUUAGAUGAGAGUUUUAUGAUUGUGUUUGUUUUAAUGUUUCAGACUGAUCCUCUUUGGUCUGCAGCUGUAAUUUCUACUCAUCCUGAAGACCUAGUCAAACUCCAUAAAGAGUAAAUUAAAACAAUGAAUUAAUAAUCAUAAAUAUCUCAGACAUAAUUGAUUUUAGGGUUAGUUGUUCAUUUUGUAGUACAAAUGAAUAUAUAAACCUUUGAUAUUUCUUCAUGAUUUGUUAGUAAAGACUCUUAAAAAAUAGUUAAUGCAGCAAACCUUUUUUUCAACAUGUAUUACUAAUUCAUAUGGAUCAUGUUUUGAGUUUUAUAAAUACUUCAUCAUUAUAAACAUUUAAGUGGAUAUUGGUCAUUAUAAUUUUCUAAGUCCUUUGAAAUGAAAUAAACAAUUUUCAAGAAAGUCAUAAUUGAAAUUCUUUAUCAGCUUUUUUCUGGCUGGUGCUGACAUUGUGCUAUCUGCUACUUACCAAGCUUCCGCUGAGGGGUUUAAAAGCAGAUUUGGCAUUAGUGAUACUGAAGCCUUUGGUCUGAUCAGGAAAGGGGUUGAACUUGCUAAGGAAGCAAGAGAUGAGGCUGAAAAACUAACAGGUGGAGAAGGCUUUUUUUCCUAUAAACAUUGUAUAGAGGGAUUCUAAGAUGCAUUUAGUCAAUACUUCAUUUUAAAAAAAAACAACCUUAAGUAAAAGAUCAUAUAGGCUAGCAAAUCUGCCUGGUGGAUCCAACUGUAGACCACUUUUAACACCAAAUGAAUGAAAUAGUGAAACGAGGUAUGUGGAAGCUUGAAAUAAGCUAACAGGACAAAAAACAAGGACGUUUCGGCAUAAAGCCUUCCUCAGCCAACAAUAGAAAUGAAAAUAUAACAAAGAAAAGAACACCGUAGACAACUGAAGCAGUAUUCAUUCGUGUCUCCGGAAGUGGGAAAACAGGAAGCGAGAGAAUAUAAAUAUUGACACUGUGAAAAAUAAAGUCCACAAUAAUAAUGGACCAGAAUAUCCAGGGAUACAUCAACAAACAGCAAUAAGAAAAUAGAUGAAAUAUAGGGAAACGGAGAAACAUCAGUAGGAUAUUAUUUGAUUAAUACCAUAUGGAGAUAUGGUGCCAAACAGCUGAAUAAAUUAACACCGUUUUAACACCAAACGGUUCAAUUAGCACGGGAACUUUUUUAGCAAGGCUAACCUAGCAACCACCCAAUUAGUGGGUAGUAGGAGGUUUCAGUUCCUGGUUCUCACACUGACAGUUACAAAGGUGGGGACACAGGCCCAGGAGUGGUAUUUUUUGUGAGUUUCCCAUUAAAGAUGAAAAAUCUAUCCUCUUUUUGGAUGUUCUAAAGUCUGUGAGAAGAAUGAAAAAUUCAAAAUGCGAUAGGCAUCAGAAACUAUUUUAUUUGAGUUAACAGAAAGAUAUCGACAAUCCAGAUUGUUUCAUUAGAAAAAAAAAAAUUCUAUGGUGCGCGAAUUGCAACAUUAAAGUAAAUGCUUUCAGUUCUCUGAUUGUGAUUAAAAACAUAACCAAAAAAACUCACUUUCGUGUGUACAUUCUUGACAGUAACCUUUCACAAGUCACACAGUAAAACAUUGACAAGGCAUGUUUAGAUGCUGAGCAUUGACCUAGGGCUAUUUGUCUGAGAAUUUUAACAAUGAAAUACUUAAUCCAUAAAUAUUUACAUGUGACAGUGCUUCAAGUGUUUUGUAAUUAAAUGCUGUAAGCAUAUUUGCAGGUGUCAACUAGUAUGCUGCUGUAAUUUCUGCAGUUAUUUUCUUUUGUUUCUUCCUAGCUUUUCAAUUAAAUAGUUAUUUUUAUAUUUAGUUGACUGAACUGAAGAUACCAGGAAUUAAAAAAUCUGACUAAAUUAAAUUCAGUUAGGGUCAAACCACAAUUAGUCCAGACCAUGGAUGUCUCAGUGUAUAUUCUUAUUUUGUUUUAAAUUUUUAAUUAUUUUUUAUAUCUAUUAAAACAGGUUUUCAUAAAUUUGUGGCUGCAUCUGUUGGACCAUAUGGGGCAACACUUUGUGAUAGGUCAGAGUACCAUGGGAGGUAUUCUGAUACAAUGACUAAAGAGGUAUUUGCAUGCUCUCUAAUAUUUGAUUAGAUGGGGAAGCUGAUCUAUGGGAAUACAACCAAAAUCGCUCUAAUAAACCUAUAAGUAUUUGCUGUCUGCAAAACAUAUACAAUAGCAAAGACAUGAGGUGUAAUCUGCUUCACAAUGUCAAAGAUAUUUUUGGCAAGGUGCCACUUAAUAUAGUUAUAAAGUACACAUAAAGUAACACACACUCAGUGUCACUUUCAUAGCUGUGUGCAAACCCCAGGCUAUAUUAUUGCAUCUACAUACCCAUCUCAAAUCACAGUAUAGAGCUAAUAGAGACAUAUAAGUACAAGUACCUAGAUGUCACCAAUUAAUAAGCUAACAUAGCAUGACAGAGCCUAAUUCUAUAGAAAAAAAGUUAACCAAAGACUUUCUGUCUUAAAUAUUAUAAAAUGUUGGCAUAAACAACAAAUUAUUAACAUGUUUUACAGUGCAACAAUUGAAAGCCUACUGAACAACCUCAGAAUUACCUGCUGGUGUGGGAAUUGAUCACUUCUCAUCAAACACCGAUUAAAUAGAUUUAUCAAGAAACCAAGUUAAAUUGCUCUAUCAAAACUACCUUCGCUUGAAGAACUAUUUGAAGCACUAUGCAUUUGUAAAACUAAAUAUAUUUUGGCUGAUGCAUCACACCCUCUUCAUCACAGAUACCUAAGAUUAAGAUCAUCGCCAUGAGAGCAAAUUCUUUCUCUCAAAGUAAGGGCUGAAAUAUAAUAUAAUAAUAAUAAUAAUAAAGAUUAUUUAAAAAUCACGCUUCAUCCCCAAAGGCUCGAAGCGCGGUACACACCACAUUGAAAUACAAAAUUCAACAUUACAAAACUACAUACAAGAAUACCCAUUCUAAGUCUUUCAGACCUUGCAACCAUAAAUAACACAGGCCAAUAUACAUCUAAAAGAUAAUAGCUAUAUAGACAACAUCACCCCAGCAGGUGUUUGCAAAAAAGAUAAGUCUUCAAAUCAUUUUUGAAAGACUCCAGUGUCUGGCUGUUUCUGAUAGCGAAAGGAAGAAUGUUCCAAAUUGUUGGGCCAGCAAAUGCGAAAGUGCGCCCCUCGUAAGUCUCAAGGCGAACACGUGGUAUCAAGAGUUUGCCACUAUCAGAUGAGCGGAGUUGUCUUAGUGGGUACAUAAGGCGUAAGUAGCGCUUUGAUAUAGGACGGUGCCAGGUCAUGCAAGCAGCGGUAGCACAGAGUUGCAAUUUUGUACUCUAUGCCAUCGCGGACCUGCAGUCAAUAUAUCAAAAUUCAUUUUUACCCCAAUCUGUAAGAAUUUACCAGCGUACGCCCCCAGCUGUUAAAAAAAUAUCCAAGUAAUUGGUCUUAAAGUCCACAUUUUCACUAACUGAGUUAAGUUCCUUCACAUAUGUUGGUUGAGACUUGAGAAAUACUUUUAGAUUUCUUGUGUUAAAUUUUUCUUAGUUUGUAAAAUUGUGUGUAUCUAUAAUAAUAUUUAUGAAUGCGCUGAAAAUGAAUAUGUACUUUGUAAUAAAAAAAACAAUUCCAUUUAUUUUAUCAAUAAAAGAAUCUUGUCUUAUCAUUUUAAUGUUUAAAAUGUUGAAUUGCAUCAUGAGAGUCAGCUGUCACUCACGUGGGGUUUACCCCAAGAGAGGCAUUCUGGGAUGGGGCGGCAUUUGUUCCUUCUAGUUGUAGCCUGUGACUGGCCUAUAGCAGGAUCCUUGCUCUUGACAGUGUGUUAAAUGAUGAUUAGAAGAUAUUCUGAUAUGUUGGGACUUUACAACUUUGGAUUAGUAAUUAAGAAUCAGCUUCAGCAUUUGGUAGAAUUUACUAUUUUGCAAGAUUAUCUUAACGUGUAGCCUUUUACCCAAAGAAGUUGACUUUUCUAUUUUUAGGAACUUAGUGCCUGGCACCUUCCACGCCUACAAGUUCUUGUUGAUUCAUUACCAGAUCUGCUUGCUAUAGAAACUAUUCCUGUACUCAUGGAAGCAGAGGCCAUACUGGAUAGUUUAAGACAUUUUCCUCAUAUGAAAGCCUGGGUUACAUUUCAGUGUAAAGUAAGUUCGAGGUGUGAAAAGAGAUGGAUGAUUUCCUCCUAAUUAUUUUUGUUGUAGAUUUGUGAUUAUAAAAUAACACAAUCUUUGCCAUAUUUUUGCAUAUAUAUAACAACAAAUAGUUUCCGAAUAUUUUUUAAUUACAAAUUUUGAAGCUUCUCAGUUUAUUCUCUGUCAGGUGUAAAAUAUUGUUGCAAUUUUAAUUCUUAUUAUUAAAAAGAUUUUUUUCAAAAAAUUCUUCUGAUUAAACUGAAAAUUUCAAGUUGGACAAUGUCAGAAAAUUAAAUGCUUUAUUUCAGGUAUUCUUAUUUUUGUUUUAAAUGAUCCCAAUUAAGAAAAUAACAUAAAAAAUGCAAUAUCAUAACUUUAAAAAAAUAAAAUUGACAAUUAAAAAAAACUGAUCCACAUUUUUCACUGUCAAUUCUAUUUUGUUUAAAUUUAAAAAAAAAACUGUGUAAAACCAAGUUAUACACCUUUUUUAAAUUAAAAUUUUGACCAAUCUUUUUUAUUUUUUACUUAAGGAGUGAGUAAGAUUAAAAGUUUGAAAUCAAAUUUUUUUUUUAAAAAUCUUGUUCCAUUAAGAAAAAAAUGAACUGAGUUUGCAUCUAAAUCUAAUAAUAGAAUGAGAGACCAACAAAAGACACAACCUAAAUAGUGUAAACACACGUUUAGAAUAACAAGAAACAAAUUAUGAAUGGCAGCAGAUCCAGUCUAGAACCACUGAAGCUCUCAUUGUCACUUCUUCAUAUUAUUUCAUACAGGAUGGGGAGCACACUGCUCAUGGGGAAAAUAUUCAGGAUGCUGUCAGAUCUGUGGUGCGGUAUGACAAUGUGAUUGCUGUUGGGGUGAACUGUGUGCACCCAAGCUUUGUACUCUCUCUGGUACAGAACAUCAGCGCUUGCAAACUAAAUAUCCCAAUUGUUGUGAAGCCCAAUGGUGGAAUCUUUCAACAGGACGGCAGGUUUGAAACUUUCUCUUAUCAUCUUUGCUUGGCUGAUUUUUGUUGUAUAUCCUUGAUGUGCACAGUAAUGUAUUUUUAUGUUUCUUAAAAUCUUUUCCCCUAUACUGCUGUUGACCGGUACAGUUGAGAUUUUUUUGUUAUUUAAUCCACUAAUUGUGAUUUAGAAAGCUUUGGAUAAAACAGUUUUUAUGUCAUGAAAACUGUUUAUAUUUUAAAUCACUUCUCUGCAAUGUUGAAAAUUGAGGGAUAAAAUCCCUAAACAGUGCUUCCCAAACCUAGGUUUGGACUUUUCUAUGGGUAAAUAUAUGAGUUUUCAUAGAGAUCCUCACAAGGGCUACGAUCAACAUCAGAACUGACCAGAUAUGUAGAUCCUUAUACCUGGAAUGUGUUGUAUGAGUAGUAACACCAGCAGAUGACUGGACUCUGUCAUGUCUGUAAGAUAAGAAUUGAAGGACUGCAUUCAAGCUGUGUAUAUGAAACAGUAGGCAACACCCCUUGUUCUACUAUUUCAUUGUCUUGUCUGUAACAACUUGCGAAUAAAAUCAUUUCCUAGAGAGCUUAAGAUGAUAAAAUUCAUGUUUCCAAAUGACAUGAUUUUGUGCCACAUGUAGAGAUGAAGGCAGUUGGUUGAUUGGCAACAACUUUAAAGUGCAAUGAAAGUUGUAGCACAAAAUAGGAUUACAUCACGAUCAUGAGUCAAGAUAUCGUGUAGAACCAUCAGCAGAUAUUUGAAAAUGUUCAAAGCAGCACUAUAGCAGAUGCUGAUGGAUGAACAAAUGUACUCAUCAGUUCUAACAGCACUGUGGCUGAACUCGAAGGUCGCUCUACUGCUCAAAUAAACAAAGCUGCAAUCCUUAUAGCUGGGGAUGAAUUCAUUUCCGUUGACAUAAUCAUUCAAAGCCAGUAAAAGGCACAUUGAUAACAUUGAGAAAAGGGCAGUUCUGCCUACUGCAAGACACAUGCACUGAUAUCUACUCAAGAUGCCAUGUCACAUGUGAAAGCUUCCAGAGCUCAUAACAUAUUUAUUACCUGUCAUGUAAUCCUAUUGAGCCAGAGAUAAGAGAGAAACUUUAAAUUGACAAAUAGCGCUUGCCAAGGUUUAAUUUAAUAGCCAGAAUUAUCCUGUCAUACCUAGACCAGCCUAUUAAUGCUACCUUAAGGCGUCAGCUCUUUAGAGACACGUUAAAAAAUUCCUCUAAGCAUAAAAUUGAGGACCUAAGAACAUCAACUGCCCGAGUUUUCACUGACAAUCUUUCCCAGUAGGUGAAGGUACUUUCAUUACUUAGUUGCCUUUAGUAUGUUGGUGGCAUGGUGCCAUCCAUUACAUAAUAUUUGUUGUAAUGUUAUUUUGAUAUUUUAAGAUGUUGGACAAUUAAAAAUCAUAUGUGGUUGUGUGAAAUAGCAAUCCUUGCCGCUAAAGAAAAUGCUGUCAGUCAGUCAAAUCAUCAUCCACAUUCAAGAUAAAAUUCCAGGCUCCGUUACUAACUAUGAAUCCAUUUGUAAAGUCAUGAUGCCAAUGAGGCGUUAAAUCCAUCUCAGUUCCUCAACUUUCUCAAUAGCCUUGGAUGCCACCACAUGCCAUCAACUUUAAGCUGCUCACCCACCAUACUGCUUCCGUGUCUAAAUGUCACCACAGUUAUGUAUGGGCCUUUCUAUUUCUAUCAAACGAAUGUUGCCUUAAAUGUCACUGCAGUGAUUGAUAAGGGAAAGGUGGUUGUUGUAGUCAAACAGAAAGGAUUUAGGGAUUACCUAAUUAAGGGAUUAUGGGGUUCCCAGUAAGUUUGGCAUUCUGUAUUACCAUCACAAAAGUCAAUCAAUUCAACCCAUUUUUUACUUGAAGUUGAUAGGAUGAAAUAUACAAGACAUGGCUCCAUUACUCUUUGUUUAUUGAUAUUCAGAUUGAGGCACUCUGCAACUAUAAUAAGUGUUUGUUUUACUCAUCUGACACUGACAGACAGGGCACAUUCAAGGUAUAUGCACCAUUGUGCAUUUAGACCUGGAUUUUGAUGUCAAAUGAAAAAUAAUAUAUAAAUUAAGUUACUAGGUCAUAAAAUUUUACAAUUGCCAAAUGACAAGUUAAAAUGGUUAACUCACUACUGAAUAAACUGCUAUGAUUUGAGCAUAUUCAGUCAUGAUAGUUAUCCCUUGACAUGCCAGAUAAAAAUCUGACCAUAAAAAUCCCCAUCCUCUGACUUGUGUUAAAUUCUCACAAAGUUGUUUUGAUUCCUUCUCAUUGCUACUUUCCCUAGGUCUGGAUCCAAGUACAACUUGUCUGACCAUGUCCUUGAAUGGCUCGAUGCGGGCGCCACUUGGAUUGGGGGCUGCUGUCACAUAUAUCCCGCUGACAUAACUGACCUAAGAAAGACUUUGGAAAAUGUCCCAAAUAUUCAUUUCAUUCAGAAGGGAGAUGGUUUAGUGUAAUCUUUUUGGUUGACAUGUGUAGGAUAUAUUAUUCUCACCAUGAAACCAGAAACGUAUUGGGAAUUUUAAUGUCAUCCUAUUUAACGGCUAUGGUGAAUACCAACUGAUCUGAGAGAAAGGCUAACUGCAGCGUAUGGUCCAUUAUCUUAAAUACCUCCUGAUGACGCAUAAUUUAAAUAUUAUUUUGUACUGUUUUUAUUUUCAGGUGAAGACUACCCAAUCUUUCAGUUUUAAUUUAUUUAAUCAUACAGAUAAUGGUUAAAUCUGUUUUGAAGAAUUUUUUCACAAGUAAUACUGGGUAUUAUGUUGUUUUAUUCAGUUUGUGAAAUUUAUGUGUUAACUUAUUUUAGUUUUCUCACCAUGUUUUCUUGUCAAAACUUAAAUGCACAUUGGAAUAUUUAUAGACUAUUUUUUUUUUUUUUUAAAAUAAGAGCAAAAUUAGUUCCUUCUACCUCCCAGUGAGUGUUAGUUUUGUUUGUAAAGGAAUCCUGUUGUUCAUGAACUGGUUCCAUUGUGGUGUUGACGGAAGUGCAGUGUGUUUAAUAUUUCAACAAACUGACCAAAAGACUAAGGCAGUCAUCUAUUUCAUUCUCUUACUUUCAGUUUUGAUGUAUCUGGAUUAUUUGUUUAAUUAAUAGUUUAUAUUUAUUGAUAAUUUUAGGCAAUCAUGUUAUAUUACAAUGUAAAAAUUGUUACUUGUUCUGGUGGAGGGAUUAUGCCCCUUGUUGUAUGCAAGUAUAAGCAGAGAAUAAAUUGACUUUCAACAUGGUGGUACACGUGGAGAUUGUGGUUUUGAAAACUUUUACUUUGCGUGACGUGCCCAUUGUUUGUUUGAUAGUCUCUCACCUCAUGCAUCUCUGAGCCCAAGUUUCUUUCAGGUUUUACAAUUUUUGUGGAUCCAGUAGUUACCAUUAUAAAAUGGAUGUUGUUCAAUAAAUGCUAUUU
This is a messenger RNA of Lymnaea stagnalis (great pond snail), 13261 nucleotides long. The record is from the annotation of a GenBank genome assembly. Lineage: Eukaryota; Metazoa; Mollusca; Gastropoda; Lymnaeidae.